Phoenix dactylifera (date palm) is the source of this 1793-nucleotide messenger RNA. Its product is annotated as DNA primase, large subunit family. NCBI's taxonomy places the organism in Eukaryota, Viridiplantae, Streptophyta, Magnoliopsida, Arecales, Arecaceae. Gene Ontology annotation, cellular component: alpha DNA polymerase:primase complex. Gene Ontology annotation, biological process: DNA replication initiation; DNA replication, synthesis of primer. The record is from RefSeq and is a predicted model, not a curated record.
GUUUCGGAGCCCUAUUCUUGCUUCCGUGCUCUCCAAGUUCCAAGGCCAUGGAGAUCGUUCGAUCUCAGAGGAAGCCCGUCGCCGACGGCCCCCCGAACCUCUCUCUCUACCGCUCCGCCCCCCCUCUCGAGGUCCGGCUCGAAGAUUUCGAGCUCUACGCCAUCGAUCGCCUCCGUGUCCUAAAAGGGAUCUCAGAUGGUUUAUCCCGUGGGAAGAAACCCGAGGAGAUGGAAAAAAUGGUCAGUGAGCUGUGGAGGGCAAACAUGAGGCAUCAAGAUGCGUCAGAGGUGAUGAAUAAGGAUAUAAUCUCGCACUUUGUGCUUCGUCUUGUUUACUGUAGAACGGAGGAUUUGAGGAAGUGGUUUCUUUCCAUGGAGACCACACUUUUCCGCUACCGUUUCCGCCUUGAAAGCCCGGAAUCUCAGAGGAUGCUCAUGGCUGAGUUUCAGCUUCCAUACAAAGCACUCAGUAAUGCAGAGUUUGAGAGCGUGAAAGAUAAGUUAGGCCAGGUUGCACGCUCCAUCGGCCAGCCUUCAAAUGCUGAAACGAUCUUCUUCAAGGUACCUUUUGAAGAAGUUCCAGAACUUGUUGCCAGCCGUAGAGUAUUCCUGCUUAAAGGUUAUGCAUAUGUUGCUAUGAAUCAGGUGGUGUCACUUGUUGUCACUCAAUUCCGCAGCAACCUUUCCAAGGCACUUGUUUUAACAAACAGAAAAUGGACAUCUACCAUUAGGGAGCAAGAGAAGGAGAGGUUGACUCCUAUUGUCGAAGCACUAAGCAACAGUUAUUUGGGGCCUGAUUACUCUCAGCCAAAGGAAUUUGCUGAGAUAUGUUUGAAGGACAUUGAUCAACUGGCUAGUAAUUCUUUUCCUCUUUGCAUGCGCCAUUUAUUUGGGAAGUUAAGAGAAGACCACCAUUUGAAGCAUGGAGGAAGGAUGCAACUUGGUCUCUUCCUUAAGGGUGUGGGACUAAAAUUAGAUGAUGCUCUUGCACUCUGGAAAAUGGAGUUCUCUCAGAAGAUUGGCACUGAGCGCUUCGACAAAGAAUAUGCAUAUAACAUACGCCAUAACUAUGGAAAAGAAGGAAAGAGAACUGAUUAUAUACCCUACUCCUGUCAAAAGAUUAUUUCUUCAACUCCUGGUGUUGGUGAUCACCAUGGCUGCCCUUAUCGACAUUUCAGCGAGGAAAAUUUGAGAGCUGCUCUGGGUAAAAUGGGGGUUGGCGGGCAUGCAUUGGAUGAUGUAAUGGAUAAAGUUAGGAAUCGGCAUUACCAGCUAGCUUGCACAUUGACCUUUGAAGCUAUUCAUGCGGCCUCAUGUGAUACUGGGAUUAACCAUCCAAACCAGUACUUCAGCCAAAGUCAAAAAAUUCUGAAAUCCAGGUUCCAGCCCACAACCUAGUUUAUCUCUUGCAGGUAUAAAAGAAGAGUAAAUGUCAUAAUAUUCCAGUACACAGCAUCUUGAAGAACUACGGACUUCAUCCUGCCGAUCAUUCUGUUGGGUUCAAAUGCUGAUUUAAAUGCCAUCUGUCUGCUAAUCGUACAACAGACACCAAACUGAGUGUGAUAUCGUACGUGCAAUUAACCACUGCUUGUCGCUUAUUUGAUAUGCUCCUUGUGCUCUAGCAUAUUGUUGAAAGAAUGUAAGAUACAUUAUUUUCUGCAAGAAACAUCACAAUGUUUAAAAGUUGAUUGUCUAUUUUGUUUUUGGGGUUGCCCAGCAUACUUUGUUUAGGACUUAAUUUUUUUAAAAAUUUAUUAUGCUUCGAGAUAAUUUUAUCAGCUUUUAAUCUGAUCA